This is a messenger RNA of Salvelinus sp. IW2-2015, 2352 nucleotides long. RefSeq names its product glucocorticoid induced 1a (gene glcci1a). The record is from RefSeq and is a predicted model, not a curated record. Gene Ontology annotation, biological process: podocyte development. Gene Ontology annotation, cellular component: cytoplasm. Lineage: Eukaryota; Metazoa; Chordata; Actinopteri; Salmoniformes; Salmonidae.
GGAUUGCGCGUUGGAAGACAGACGACACAGAGACAUAGCUAACUAGCUAGCUAUGUUAUAGAGCUUUUAUAAGUGAACGUCGUGAUUUAAAUAGUUUUGUUCGAUAUGAAAAUGUUUAAUUGAGAGUUUUUCGAGAAUGCAUACUUGUUGAAACACUUCAACAUGGACAAGUAGAAAAAAAGUGAGAAAAUGUAGCUAGCUAAGCUAACUCUGGGCAGCUUAUUAAUAACUAACGUUAAACUCAACUGGACUUUUACAAGAACAAAUGUUCCAGCUUUUUUGGGAAAGUUACCAACUUGCUUUAUCAUGUCACAUUGAUUAUAUCUAAGUAAACAAACGAAAGUACUCGCAAGUAACUUGAGGCUUAUUCAAGAUUUAACUUAGUAUUUUUGUUUUUGCCAAGUUUGUGAACUGGAAGAGUUGCACUGUGGCAAUCAACAUAAUGUCAACAGCAUCAUCAGCAACCAACUCAACCCAACAGCAGCAACAGCGGGUCAAGCGAAGCGGUGACAGCGGGGGCUCCCCAACCAUCUCUCCAGCCGGCUGCAGCAACGGCAGCACCACCACGAUCCGGUUGCAGCCUAUUCGUGCCACGGUGCCAUACCAGCUCUUGCGUGGAAGUCAGCACAGCCCAACCCGCUCCUGCUCCUCUUCCUUCACAGUCGCGAGCAAUACAGAACCGACAUCGACGUCCCCUUGCAACAGCCCCUCCAGCCCGACGCAGCUGCUGCUCGCGAACCCGGGUGGAAACGGCUCGGUGGAGGGCAGGCUGGUCGCAAGGCAGAGACGCUCGCCGCUGGACAGCAAAAGCUCACCUGAGCGGUGUCCGAUCUCGCCUGUUUUCAAAGUAGAGAGGUCCAAGCCCCAGCAGCAGGUGCGUAACUUGGGAGCCAUUCGGCGGACUUCAUCCCUGGGUACCAUCACCGGCCCCUACCUUACCGGCCAGUGGCCUCGUGACCACCACGUGCACUACCCCUCAUGCAUGAAAGAUAAAUCCACUCAGACACCUGGAUGUUGGAGUGAAGAAGCAGGAGAGAGGAGGAGCACACACCAGCGCUCGGCGUCUUGGGGCAGCGCCGACCAGCUCAAAGAGCAGAUAGCCAAGCUCCGGCAGCAGCUGCGUGGCGGUAGUAAGCAGCAGCAGGGAGGUCGUCAGUCUCAGUGUCAAAGAGACAAAGACAGCCUGUCUCCUUUACAGGGACCUAUCAACACCACCGCCAACCAAGCACAGUGGUCCUGCAUGUCUAAGUCAUCUCAGAUGUCCAACAUGACGGUGCCCAAGCCCUCCAUCACCAGAGUGCCCAGCAGCAUGGAGGGAAUCAACCACGAGCUGGAGAAGGUCUUCAUCAGAGACAACAACGGAGAGAAGGAAGAGCUCAAGGUGUUGGAGGUACCAGAUGGGCGGCGAGCCCCCUUUCCCCCCCAGCAGCGUAGCAGCAGUACCCGCAGUGUGGACACACAGACUCCCUCUGCCCCCGGCCGCUCCAGCAGUAGUUCCAGCCUGUCCCCCUGUCCCUCUCCUGCCUGUCCCCCGGGGUCCGGCUCACAUGGGGGCAGCCCUUACUCCACUGACGAUCUGCUCUACGACAGGGAUAAAGACAGUGGCAGUAGCUCUCCGCUGCCUAAGUUUGCCUCGUCUCCUAAACCCAACAACAGCUACAUGUUCAAGAGAGAACCUCCAGAGGGCUGUGAGAAGAUCAAGGUGUUUGAGGAAGUGAGCUCCAGGCAGUCAGCGUCCGUCCCUCUCUUCUCCUGCCCCGACAAGAACAAGGUCAACUUCAUCUCCACCGGCUCCGCCUUCUGCCCCGUCAGACUGACCCCCGGUGCCCUGCACCUCUCUGUGACCUCUCACCCCGAUGAUGACCCCGAGGCCGGCCCCAGCUCAAUGAUGUCAGCAUUCUGCCGUGUCCUCCCCUCUCAGGUCCACACCUCCACCAGCACAGACGACGCUCCCACCCCCGAGGAAGCUGCCCCUGCAACGCCCAACUCUCCCCAGCAGGGGGAGACACCAGAGACUGCCCUUCAGGCAGACAGCCUGGCCAUCAGCUAGACCUGGGCAGAGCUGGCCUCUGUCACAUGGUUCUGUUUCUUAUUGUUAUUAAUCAUUUGAUUAUUACGCCCCCACCACCACCAUCAUCAUCAUCACUGAAGUCUGGUCUCCUUUCUCUAAAUGACCUCCCCCUCCUCUUCUCUCUGUCUCUGCUGAACUCUACACACUCUGCAUGGCGUAGUGCUAGCAACAAUGUACCUGACGACGACGACAACAACAACAAACAACUGAGAAAACAAAGACAAGUGUCCCACAUGUUCCUAGCCUAUUCCUAAAGCACUGUUCCUGUCAGAGAUAGACAU